GAGGAUGUGGAGGACAGAGGACGUUCCUCUUCCGGGUCACCCACGGGAGGAGGAUAAUGGCGUCGGCGGAGCCUCUUGUGCUGCUCGGAGGGCGGAAGCGGCUCCUGGGAGUCACAACUCCACCCUGGUAAUACACCAGAAGACUCAUAUGGGAGAGACACCCUUUGCAUGUCCUGACUGUGGCAAAUGUUUCAGUAGGAAUUCCCACCUGGUGACACACAAGAGGACUCAUACCCUGGAGAAACCAUAUGAAUGUCCAGAGUGUGGGAAAAGUUUCAGAUGUAAUUCCAAACUGAUAUCACAUCAGACGAUUUACACGGGAGAGAAACCGUAUGAGUGUCGAGAGAGUGAGAAAUUUUUCAGUCAUAAUUCCACCCGGGUGACACACCAGAGAGAAACCGUAUGA
Molecule: messenger RNA, 406 nt
Organism: Pantherophis guttatus
Lineage: Eukaryota; Metazoa; Chordata; Lepidosauria; Squamata; Colubridae
Source: RefSeq, a predicted model, not a curated record